AGCGUGCCCGAACGGUGACCCCGGCCCACCAGGCCCACCUGGACUGCCUGGAACUCCUGGCUCACCUGGACCAAAUGGAGCUGGAUGGGAGACAUCUUUACCUGGUCCACCGGGAGUACCUGGACAAGCUGGUGAGCCCGGUACACCUGGAGCACCUGGCAAAAAUGGACCUCCGGGUGAUCGCGGAAAUGAUGGAACGCUAGGAGGCAAAGGGCCCACAGGUCCACCUGGACAGCCAGGGGUUCCUGGCGAAGCCGGACCUGCUGGCCAACCUGGCCCACCAGGUGCAAGCUCUCUUGCAGGAGCGCCUGGACCCAGUGGACCUGAUGGACGACCUGGCGAACCCGGAGUGCCUGGAACGCCUGGACCACCUGGACGAAACGGUGGACCAGGAACGGAUGCACACUACUGUCCUUGCCCUGGUAGGGCUCCAGGCGGAGCAGCCCGUGAGCGUGCCGCACACAAGAAGAUCAAGGCCUA
Molecule: messenger RNA, 480 nt
Organism: Cooperia oncophora
Lineage: Eukaryota; Metazoa; Nematoda; Chromadorea; Rhabditida; Trichostrongylidae
Source: the annotation of a GenBank genome assembly